AGAGGAGCCACGAGCUGGGUUGAGUCUCCACGGUUCUCAUGGUGUGUUUAAGUGCAGCCCCCUGCUCUGAGCUCUUCAACAGUCAGACAGACUCUCUGUUACCGUGAGGACGAACACAUCAACGCUACAAAAUGGCAGAAGUAGCUCCAGCUGCAGCUCCCGCUGCGGCCAAAGUAGCCAAGAAGAAGGUGUCCAAGCCGAAGAAGACUGGUCCCAGCGUCGCUGAGCUCAUCGUUAAAGCUGUGGCCGCAUCCAAGGAGCGGAGCGGCGUGUCUGCGGCCGCCGUCAAGAAGGCUCUGGCCGCCGGAGGAUACGAUGUGGAUAAGAACAACUCCCGGGUCAAGACCGCCAUCAAGAACCUGGUGACUAAGGGGACUCUGGUCCAGACCAAGGGGACCGGGGCCUCUGGCUCCUUCAAGAUAAGCAAGACGGCUGUCGAGAAACCGGUCAAGAAAGCCGCUCCUAAAGCCAAGAAGCCCGCAGCUAAGAAACCCGCAGCGGCCAAAAAGCCCAAAGCAGCGGCAGUAAAGAAACCAGCAGUCGCUAAGAAGUCACCGAAGAAGGCCAAGAAACCCGCAGCGGCCAAGAAACCAACAAAGAGCCCCAAGAAGGCGACCAAGAGCCCCAAAAAAGUAGCAAAGAGUCCCAAGAAGGUGGUCAAAAAGGCCCCCGCACCCAAGAAAUCCCCCGCUAAGAAGGCUGCCAAGCCCAAAGCAAAGAAGGCAGCACCCAAGAAGAAGUGAGCUGUUAUCUCAACAACAAACACUCCGAUAAAAGGCUCUUUUAAGAGCCACCCACAUCAUCU
Messenger RNA from Anoplopoma fimbria (sablefish), 805 nucleotides. Its product is annotated as histone H1-like. Gene Ontology annotation, cellular component: nucleosome. Gene Ontology annotation, biological process: nucleosome assembly. The transcript has a single exon. Bases 132 to 743 code for a protein of 203 amino acids. The record is from RefSeq and is a predicted model, not a curated record. Gene Ontology annotation, molecular function: DNA binding; structural constituent of chromatin. Lineage: Eukaryota; Metazoa; Chordata; Actinopteri; Perciformes; Anoplopomatidae.